AUGAAGCGUUCUUUGUUCGGUUUAAGGCUUUCGCAAAAGCCCUCCUCACUGGGAAAAACGGAGAAGUUGAAAACGAAGACGACGAUGGUGGGAUUUGAGAGCUACGUGCUUGUUCACAACAUAGCAAAGCGGCACAACGUCGGUACUCUAGCUAGAAGCGCGACGGCGUUUGGUGUCACGGAGCUGAUCCUAGUCGGACGCCGUGACUUUAACGCCUUCGGAAGCCAUGGUUCCGCUUCUCACGUCCGUUUCCGCCAUUUUCACUCCCUCGCCGAUGCUCGCACCUACCUCAAGGAAGAGAAAGAUUGCGAUAUAUGCGGCGUAGAGAUUGCAGACGGAGCUGCUGCGGUCAAUGAUCAUCCUUUCAAAAGAAACACAGCGUUUCUUCUGGGUAAUGAGGGAUCAGGUUUAUCCGCAAAAGAGUAUGAAAUAUGUGACUUCUUUGUAUACAUACCUCAGUAUGGCUGUGGCACCGCCUCCUUGAAUGUUACUGUUGCAGCUUCAAUUGUUUUGCAUCAUUUUGGAGUUUGGGCGGGAUUUUCUGAACGUGACCGAGAUGGAAGCAAAUUUGUAGUGGCAGAUAAACCCGCAAGGCAAGGGAGACGGAAUUUCUGUGCUGGUACAGAAGAAUCCAUCGUUGAAGAGCGGAAGCUGAGGAAAGAAAGCUCAGAAAAUGGGUUUUUCGAUGAGAAUGGAAACGGAGAUUCAUCAUCGUCCGAGCUUCUGAACGGUUUGUUCCUUAACGAAUGA
Thlaspi arvense is the source of this 750-nucleotide messenger RNA. NCBI's taxonomy places the organism in Eukaryota, Viridiplantae, Streptophyta, Magnoliopsida, Brassicales, Brassicaceae. The record is from the annotation of a GenBank genome assembly.